Messenger RNA from Closterium sp. Yama58-4, 714 nucleotides. The record is from the annotation of a GenBank genome assembly. Lineage: Eukaryota; Viridiplantae; Streptophyta; Zygnematophyceae; Desmidiales; Closteriaceae.
AUGACGAACGUCACGCAGUCGUCGUACAAGUUGCCGCUGGCGGUGGUUCCCCUGCUGCUACUGCCGGUGGUUCCUCCUGCUACUGCUGCUGCUGCUGCUGUUGCCGGUGGUUCCUCUGCUGUUGCUGCUGCUGCUGCUGCUUCCGGUGGUUCCUCUGCUGUUGCUGCUGCCGGAUCUCCCUCUACUGCUGCUGCUGACGAUGGUUCCCCCACUGCUGAUGUGGCUCCCGACGCUGUUGUCCCCCCUGGGACAGUUGCCCCUGAGAGAGGAAAUGUCAGCCGCAGCCCGAUGGAGCUGCUUAUGACCCGGGCGACAGGGUGUGUGUAUGCGAUUGAUGUCGCUCGUUUUGACGAGGAAGUGCGCGCCGAACCAGGCGUGAAUGAGGAGCUUCGAACUAAGGCGGAAACUCAGAAGGCCAUCGCCAGUCCUCGCAAGUGGACUUGUCGGCACUCAACUGGAAGAAGUACAUCUAGGACUCUUGUGACGAUUCCACGGGAGCCGUGCAUCUUCAUGCGAGAGAAGCGCACCCUGAAGGGCGAGCUUACAUUCGCCGAGCUGGACGGUUUCGCAAAGUUGUGCAUGGACUACUUGAAGAACAACUCGUCCCGUCCGCUUCAAGAUUCGGUAUCCACAUGCCAAGGCAUAGUUCAAGCGAUCCGGGGACCCGGCAGCUUUUUCCACGCAGGCACGGGUGGUGCAGCGUUGGAUCAAUGA